UUUCAGUGUUGAAAUAUGGUAAUCCUAAAAAAGUUGGCAACUCUCCCUUCAGUACUGUGUGUUCCCCACCCAGGAGCACCAGCCCCCUCUGUAAUGUGUCUCAUGCCUAGACCUGCACUUGGGCUCGAGUCAUCGGAGGCCUCGAACGGGUCCGUCUUUAUUUUCAACAGGGGACAGAAUACACAUGACUCGGGGAGAGGGAUACCUAGCCCGCCCAAGGUUCCAGCCGCGCAGCCGCAGCUCAGUUUUUAACACGCGAGGGAGGGGCGCGCGCCGCGGUGCACGCUUUAUAGCGGGCACUAAGGCCCUGAAGGAAAGUGGAUUUGCUGAGGUGACUAAGCCACUGCCUGAUCAAAGUCCUCGGUGUUCCGCCCCCUUCCCCUUCCCGGCUGUCCAGGUCGUAAUGCGAAAGCUGGGCGUCGGUCAGGAGGAACAGGCGCGGGAAGGAGAUUCCGCGGAGAGGGAGUUCUACCUUUCGAGGCGCUACUCCGACAGCUAUGGCGGAGAAGCCCUGCGUUUCCAUAGCAACAAACUAAACGGGAAGUGACGGUGUCACUGAGAGCUGGUAAACGGAGUCCUGUCCGCUGCCGGCAUCACCUCGGCGGGGCUCCUGUGGGCGGGCCCCGCUUGCUCGGUCGCGGGAAGGGGGUGUCACUGCACGGGGAGCAGCUCGUACCCCCGGAGGGGACAGGAGGUGUUGGCGGGGCGGCGGAUUGCGCCCCUCUUGCCCCGCCCCCUCAGCCUGUUCCUUCCAGCGGGGCCAGCUCGCUGCCGCCCGCCACGGGCCGAGCUUUCCAAACAGUCACUUGCCAGGGGAGGCUGUUAAUCAUCCUGUGAUAAGGCUAAGGCAUAGCGGUAAUUAACAUUCCACUUACUGAUCUAAUUAUUUGUGUUGCUAUUGGUAAUCAGAUCAAAGGAAGGCUAACAUGAGAGAUGGUUUGACUUUGCAAAAAUGAUGUAUAUUUGCAGCUAGUAAAAAUGGGCUUUCCAAAGGAGUGCUUAGUAAGCUGUGAAAAAAAUGUAAAUGCAUCCAGUUAGAUAUCAAGACGUAAAAUUAAGAAUACAAUGGGUGAAAUGGGAGAGACCAGAUUUUUUUUUUGCAAUAAAUAUGGAGGUAAUUGCAAUAUAAUUCAGAUGUGUCCAACACAAGCAUUGUGGUGUCAUGCAGGUAAUAAAGGCAACUAUUUUACUCUCAACACAAAUUGGAAACAAAUGGAAAAGCAAAUAUAUGAAUGGGAGGAUAAAGCACUGGUGAUGAUGUAGGAGCACAGUUUGUCACUGGUUCUAAUAAUUUUACAAAUCAAGGUUCUACAGUAGAUUGCAAUUCACUUUUUCAUCAUUUAUUUCCAGUGCCAAACCAAAGUAGAUACUAGAGCUCAAUUCAGUGUACUCACAAGUGUAUGUGAAAUGGUUAGUGCCUGUUUCAUGUUAAAUAUUAAAACCAAGCUUUUUAAACACACACAAAAUUUUGGAUGCAAAGCACCAUGUCUGGUUCCUGACUCUGGCACUCCUUGUACCAUACACCAAAGUUUUAGUUCUAUAAAAAUGAUGAAGCCCAGCAACAAUUUUGAUUUAAUUUUGCUUGCAGGUUAUUUCAUCAUUGAAAAUUCCUUGAAUAAAAGAAUAGUAAAGCACUCAAUGUCUCUCAAUCAAAUGCCUGUUCCUGGGCCACCAUCUGCGUCCAAACCAGAGGGCAGAAAAAUGAAAGGUAGUUUAUCUCUGGUACCUGUCAGCAGUAGAAGUGCAGAGCUCCCUCAGCUAAGAAACAAAUCAAGUAUGCUGGACUGUUCAGGGCCUCUUCCCACUUCCCUACAGUGUGAUUUCAUCCCAAAAGAGAUCCUCCUAGCUCUGACUUCUGCGGCCAGUAGUGCCUAUAGCCCUGAAUACUUAAGACCCCCCAAGAAAAACAAAAGUGCAAAAGACUUCAAGGGGAGCAUGCGUGUCCCAGAUGGGCUCUGGCAACAUCCCAUUCGCAGGAACAAGUUCAAAUACCUCAUAGACCAUCCCGUCUGUCUGACGGGAGCUGGAAGGGAUGUCUCGUUUCUAUAUGACAUAGCUGGAAAAGAAGAUGAAAGAAAGAUGUCUCCAGCAAGCCCUUUAGCUGAACCACAUCGUUAUGGUUCAUCCAUGACUAGUGCUACAAGUGUAGCAGAUAGCCUGGUCCCUGAAGAAUUUCACAUAGUGAAGAACAAAGGAGUCUUAGGCUUGGAGUAUUAUGAUGAUAAAUACACAACUCUACUUGAAGAUAGUGAAAAUAGAUUGCGGCUAUUCCCAUCCAUGAAACCAUCUGGGAGAUUAGAGGUCAUCCAGCUGAUGAAGGUGAUGGACACCAUGCUGGAGAAGGCUGGAGUAGAUGAUGAGCAAAUUGGGAUAACAGGACCUUCACAGUUGCACAAUGUAUUGGAGGUUCUGAAGACAGAGCAGAACAUUUACAACAUAGUGUUCCAUGAGCUGAUUCGACAGGUCAGUGUGGAUUGUGCAGAGAGAGGAGAACUGCUUUCUAAGCUUAGGCAGAGGUAUGUGAAUCUGCUGGAUCGAAUCCCCCAACAGAUGAGAAACCUUUACAAAGAAAUGAUGGCGCAACGAGUAAUGGACAGGCACAUUACAGAAGAGUUAUACAACUUCAAGGAAUCUAUUGGACAGCUGACCAGUGAGCUAUGCGAGGUCCGAGAACAUGACUUCAGGGUGACGAGAGAAGCAGAACGGGCCCAUGAGGAGCUGGCUGAUGCAGUGCGGGACGCUGAGCUGAAUGCAAAUCUUGUGGAAGAAUAUCGUGAGUUGUAUGAGUUACAAAGAGCGAGGCUUGAGACCCAGCUGCUCCAGUUAACCCAAGAGAAAGAAAUCUGGAGCUCAGCUACAUAUGACCUGGCAAUGAAGGUGAUCGAAAGAAACCAGCUCACGUUGUCUCGCAAGCUCUAUGUCAGUGAAAAGGCAUGGACCAAAGUCAUCAGACACUUUAUAGUGCUUCUGGCAUCACAGGACACAGCAGACCUUUCCGAUUUGCAGGAGAUGACUGAGCAGUUCAGGGAGCUGUUGGACCGCAUUGGAAUUGAAGUGGAACAUGCUGAAAACUCCAGCAGGGAGAAGCUGCGAGUGGUUCAGAAUGGCCUCACCAAGUGGAUGCAGUACUUCCAGGACAAUGUUUUCGGGAAAGCAAGCUUCUCUAAUACGAAGGGAGAGAUAUUGGAGGAAAUCCUACAGGACUUCAAGAACUUGGAAAAUAUGUUGAAUGAGGACCUGGAGCAAUAUGGAGGGGAAGUUCUACUAAUGAAGAAGGAGACCCUCAAGACUGCUGCCAACCUGCAGAAACGCUGGACAGAGCUGGGACAAACAGUGCUUAGUCGUCACAAGGACAUUAAUGGGGUGUUGCCUCCAGAGCUCAGGGCCAUGGAAGAAAUAAAUGAACGUGCAAAUGAGCUCUGCCAGCAGUACAGCGUAAGAAUAAAUGGGGAGAAUGGGGUAACCAGGAUUUUGACAGGUUUAGUGAGCAGUAUGGAAGAUUGGACGUUCAAGAUGCUAACCAACAAGCGAGGAUCUGGCAUGCAUGACUCUGAUUGGCUGAAAUUGUUUCGAGUGAUUCCUGAUUGGCUGACCCAGGUGGCUGCACUGAUGACAAUUAUAGGUUCCGGACAGUCUCAUGAGGAUCGGAGAAAUAGAAAGCCUCAUGCCUCGGUCGUUUCAGGUGAUGUGUUUAAGAUGAUUCAACAAUGGAUCUUGACCACAACUUCUGGGGCUGAGAAGGACAACAUACAGCUCACACAGAAAAUGAUUGAUCUCCACAAAGACCUGACCAUGUGGAUAGUGAAUUUCCUGACUUUGAUGGUACCUGACCACUCCUCCAAUAAGGGUCUCCUAGAGAAUGAGUCAGAAGCUGCUAAGGAUCAAGAGCUCAAGAGGCUAAGGGGCUAUAAAUUAGAGGAAGAAGCUAUGAACCUGGUUCCCAAACUGAGCAGAUUCUCCAGCUACGUAAUGAGCUGCUGCAAGGAGUUGGUAGAUGUUACAGUUCGGAAGAAACAAGCUGAAGCAGAUUCAGACUACAAUUAUGAGCUGCGGGAGCUGGAGAAAAUCAAGACCGAGUGCCUUGAUUGGAUUAAUACCUGCAAUCUCCUGCUUUCUGAAUUCAAAGGCUCUCCAGUCUCCUUACUGAGUUUAGAAGAGCAGAGGAACCUGUUUGGGCCUCAGGAGACCCAGCCACAGAUGCACUCAAUUGUUGUGGACUCUUUACCUGAAGAAAUUUCUGAGACUUCUUCUGAACUUGGGAAAGACAAAACUGAAGAUGUUGAUGUUGAUAAGAAAUCUGUGAAAGGGGAAGAAGUGUUAGGGGAAAAGCAGGAGCCACCUGUGCCAGACGUCAGCAGUGACGUCCCAACUGUAAGCAGUGAGAUAAUGGAGGACACCAUCAGAUACCUAGGACAUGACUCCAACAUCCAUUUGAAAUCCCUCAAGUCAACAGCGGUGUCGGUCUCUGGGAGAGAGAUGACUGCCAGCAAAUCAACAACCCCAUAUUCUCAAAAGGAGUUUGAGACCUUGGCUUCACUAGAACGUCUGCAAGAGCAGCUCCUAGAAGCUGAGAUCCGUGCUCAGGAUGCAGAGGAGAGAUCAGAAAGUCUGGAUGAGCAUCUGGAAGAAGCUCUGGGGAGAAUCCAGGAUCUAGAGAAACAGCUGGAAAAAGCACUCAAAGCCCAGGAAGUAGCACCAAAACCAGAAGUCCCUUCCCAAGAAGAAUCCAAGCCAACUUCUCAUAAACCAUCUGCCGCUGCCCGGUCCAGGAAAACCAGCAGACCCAAACAUUAAAGAGUAGCAAUGCCCAGCGAAAGUCGUUUGGUUCCCAUUUGUAGUAGACUUUCAGCAUAACACUGCCCAUCUCUGGGGCUCCAGAUACACUUUAAUUCCAAGUUCUUUAGUAUAGCAAAAUGACUGGAACACCCUCUAAUGCACCCUCCCAAGGAGAGCUUUAGACAAAGCACUGGAGAGGAUCUUUUCUUGGUUUAUAAAUUAUCUGAAAACCUCACGCUGGGUAAUGCAGUGUUUUAGUGUAGUUGCCAGUCAUAAGUGGAGACUGGACUAGAACAGAACUUGUAGAAAAGGCUUUCAGGCCUUCUCAAUGUAUCUGUUAGUAGAGUCUUUUAAGAGAUCAGGUCAUAAACUUAUCACAGGCUAGCUGUACUGCCUCAGUUGGAACUUUGGGAUAAAUUGUCCAGAUCUCAGAUCCAUUCAUAAGUGCUCAGCUUGUAAACAUAAAUCUUGGGAUGGUUUCUUCCAGGUAUGGAGACAGAGGGAGGCUCCUGGGCCAGGUCUUUCUCAGAGUGGGACACAGGAUACUUUCUAAGUACUUAGAGGGGAGGUUUCCAACUAAUUUAUACAGGCGCAGUGUAUAGAAAAAGAAAAAAAGUUCUGUUCAGUGUUGCUUGAGAAAUAAUUAAGGCAGCAGACUCAGAAUACCUCUUCUGAGAGCCAUCAUUUCCAUGGUUAUUAUCCUUUUACAAGAUGUCCAUGGCUUUUGAUACUUUGGGACUUCUGUUAACAUGGGUGGUGAAUAGGAAAGUGCAACUCGGUUGGACUCACCCCUGCGGCGCCUCCUGCUGGUCAUCCAUGGGAAUUAGCUCUUCCAGCAUCCGGAUCGCCCUCUGCAGGCCAGUGAUCCACCUUACCACUGGCCCCCCCG
This is a messenger RNA of Chrysemys picta bellii (western painted turtle), 5665 nucleotides long. NCBI's taxonomy places the organism in Eukaryota, Metazoa, Chordata, Testudines, Emydidae. The record is from RefSeq and is a predicted model, not a curated record.